GGAAUUUGCAUUCCUGUCGGCUUGUCAUACUACCAAGUGGGCGUUCUGUCAAUUCCCGAUGAGUCGAUUCAUCUCGCUGCGGUAAUGCAGUUCUCCGGAUUUCGCAGUGUGGUUGGAUCUAUGUGGCCCGUUGAUGAUGAUGUUGCAGGCUAGAUCGUCUCUCUUUCCUACGAAAGCCUAGCUGAUCCGUAAUGAGAACAUAUAUAACCAAACGACGGAAGGAAUAGAUUAAUCAAGAUAGGUCAUCGUAUCGCACGAACACCUUGCAACAAGACACA
Messenger RNA from Suillus subaureus, 278 nucleotides. RefSeq lists its product as uncharacterized. The record is from RefSeq and is a predicted model, not a curated record. NCBI's taxonomy places the organism in Eukaryota, Fungi, Basidiomycota, Agaricomycetes, Boletales, Suillaceae. The annotation marks the transcript as partial. The transcript has a single exon.